Mesorhabditis spiculigera is the source of this 1743-nucleotide messenger RNA. The record is from the annotation of a GenBank genome assembly. Lineage: Eukaryota; Metazoa; Nematoda; Chromadorea; Rhabditida; Rhabditidae.
AUGAAAUUCCUAGACAUCUUCUCCCACAGUUUGGAUUCCCUCGGAAAACAGGAGGUCUUUGGGAUAGGGGAAGACUACAAUUUGUAUUUCCUUGACGAUGCAGCGUACGCUCCUAAACUGAUUUCUCAAGUGACAGCAAAGCUGGCUCCCGUAGACUAUGUUGCUGCAGUAACGAAUCCGGAUAAACCAGUAUUGUCGAUAUCUUCGCAAGAUAAAUUUAAUCAGUCUGUCGUAACUAUCAAUUAUGGAACUACGGCGGAUAUUGCAACAAAACAAUAUCAAAUCAAUAGCGGUGUGUGGACCGAUUAUACUGGUGAAAUCGUGAUUACUCAAUCCGGUAACGUGACCAUUCAAGCGAGAUCUGCAGACAGCAAUGGUAACAUGAGUGAGGUUGGCGAGUUAACGAUUACUAGUGAUCCGAUUGUCAUUACUGCAGGUCAUCCAAAGAUCGAUAAAAUUGCUGCAGACGAAUUUAAAAUCAGCGCUGAUGCCACAGGUACCGUUAAGGUACAGGUAAGAGUGGAUGGAGCUGCGUGGCAAGGUUUUAAUACGGCUAACAACUUGCUAUUGACUCCCGGAAAUCACACAAUCGAAGUCAGAUUACUCAAUGAUCGUGAUCAAGAGCUAAUUAACAAAACGUUUGAUGUAACGGCAGAUAACCCGGCACCAGUAGUUGUUGGUAAACCGGUCGUCACACAGAAAGGACUCAGUAAUCUAUAUGGACUCGAUAUUGAGGUUUCGUAUGAUGCUUCUGAAGGAGAAGCACUGUACUCUAUUGACGGUGGCGAGUGGAUCGCUACCACAGGAUCAUUUAGCGUAUCCAACGCAGCUCAUACCAUUCGGGCUAAAGUUGUGACCACAGAUGGUAAAGAGAGUGAAAUCACAGAGUUUGUAACUACCGUCUCUCAGCCGAAAAUCACAGUGAAUGCAGACCAGGUUUCAAUCGAUCUGGGCAUCAAUACAAAUGAUGUUACUGUGCACUACAAAGACAGCAAUAAUCAAUGGGUGGAGUACACUGGCCCGGUAAGCUACGGUCCUGGUACACAUAACAUCGAGAUCGAAGUAAGGGACAACACGGGUACGCCAGUAUUUAAUGGGGGUCCUUACACCGUAAAGGUUAUUGAUCCAAACGCUGGAAAUCCAGGUGGCGGUGGUACAACACCUACUCCGAAUCCGGGAACAGGCGAUCCGAUUGGUGAGGAAGAUGUUGACUUUACAGUGAAUAGUGGGGGAAUUAGCUCUCGGUUUGAGGGUGCGGAUCUCUCAACAAUCAUCAUCGACAACACAAACCCAUACCAAUCUAUUAACUCUGUCAGCCGUGCUUUAAUCGAGGACAGCCGUGGAAACGGGAAAGGGUAUCAAUACAGCUUGGAUGUGACUGAUUUCGUAUCAGAUCCCAUGCAGGAUAACUCCACAAAUUCACAAAGCUUGGUUGUAAGCAUUCCGGCCAAUUCCUUGUCCGUGGAUGUACUUAAUACCAAAACGAUCACCGGCCCAGCAGCAGAGCUUUCAAACGUGGGUAAGCAUGUCUUCACCGGGACAGGCCCUGAAAUGCUGGCCACUGCAAGAGCAUUUGAAGGGAUGGGGUACGUUGAAAUUCCGCUCAACUUUACGCUGAGUAUUCCGGAUCGUGUUAAAAUCAUCUCUUCCGGAUCUGGAAGUAAAUUUGUACCUGGUGAAUCUACAGGUCUGAUGGCCGGUAUUUACAAGUCCAGAUUUACAUUCACACUCUCCUCAGGUAUU